AUGACUAUUGCUGAUGCUUCCAAAGUUAAUCGUGAGUUGUCCUCUGAUGAAGAUGAUGUGCCACUGUCUCAAACUUUGAAGAAAAGAAAGAUAGAGUCGACAAACACUGCUUCCCUCCAAGGCGAUGAUGCGGACGGUUAUGAUAGUGAUGAAGCAAUUUCUACAAUUUCCAAGAAAAAGACUAAGAAAAUAAAGACCGAACGACUACCAUCGUCAUCAUCACCACCGUCGCCACAAGUGAAGAAACGCACAACUCCAAAGCCUAAAAAAAUUAAGAAAGAAGAUGGUGACGUUAAGUUAAAGACGACGAAGAAAGAAGACCAAGAAAAAAAGAAAAGAAAGAAGAAAGAGGACGAAGAAGACCAAAAAGUGAAAGAUGAGGAAGAUGAAUAUAAAUGGUGGGAAAAGGAAAACGAAGAUGACACCAUAAAAUGGGUUACGUUGAAACAUAACGGUGUUAUCUUUCCCCCACCGUACCAACCCUUGCCAUCUCACAUCAAAUUAUACUACGAUGGGAAACCAGUAGAUUUACCUCCACAAGCUGAGGAGGUAGCUGGGUUUUUUGCUGCAUUAUUGGAGAGUGACCACGCCAAAAAUCCUGUUUUUCAAAAGAACUUCUUCAAUGAUUUCUUGCAAGUAUUAAAAGAAAAUGGCGGUCCCCUCAACGAUAUUGAAAUAAAAGAAUUUUCUAGUUGUGAUUUUACCAAGAUGUUCGACUACUUCCAGUUACAAAAGGAACAGAAAAAGCAACUGACCUCCCAAGAGAAGAAACAGAUUCGUUUAGAAAGAGAAAAAUUUGAGGAAGAUUAUAAAUUCUGUGAGUUAGAUGGUAGAAAGGAACAAGUGGGUAAUUUCAAAGUAGAACCUCCCGAUUUGUUUAGAGGCCGUGGCGCUCACCCAAAGACCGGUAAGCUGAAAAGAAGAGUGAAUCCUGAAGAUAUCGUUCUGAACCUAAGUGAGGACGCUCCUAUUCCACCAGCUCCAGAAGGACACAAGUGGGGAGAGGUUAGGCACGAUAACACUGUUCAGUGGUUAGCCAUGUGGAGAGAGAAUAUAUUCAACUCAUUCAAAUACGUGAGAUUGGCAGCAAACUCGUCGUUGAAGGGCCAGAGUGACUUCAAGAAGUUUGAAAAGGCAAGACAAUUGAAAUCAUAUAUCGAUGCUAUCAGAAGAGACUACACGAGAAAUUUGAAAAGCAAAGUUAUGCUAGAGCGCCAAAAGGCCGUCGCUAUUUAUUUGAUUGAUGUAUUUGCCCUUAGAGCCGGUGGUGAAAAAUCGGAAGAUGAGGCAGAUACUGUGGGCUGUUGUUCGUUGAGAUAUGAACAUGUUACAUUGAAGCCUCCAAACACUGUCAUAUUUGAUUUUCUGGGUAAAGAUUCUAUCAGAUUUUAUCAAGAGGUAGAAGUGGAUAAACAAGUUUUCAAGAAUUUAACGAUCUUUAAGAGACCACCCAAGCAACCAGGUCAUCAACUGUUUGAUCGUUUAGAUCCAUCUAUAUUGAAUAAAUAUCUGCAGAACUAUAUGCCAGGAUUAACUGCAAAAGUUUUCCGUACGUAUAAUGCUUCCAAGACGAUGCAAGAUCAGUUAGAUCUAAUCCCGAAUAAAGGUUCUGUAGCAGAAAAGUUACUAAAAUACAAUGCAGCGAAUAGAACUGUCGCUAUCUUAUGUAACCAUCAAAGGACCGUUACGAAAGGGCAUGCACAAACAGUGGAAAAAGCCAAUAAUAGAAUACAGGAGUUGGAAUGGCAAAAGAUUCGUUGCAAGAGGGCUAUUUUACAACUGGAAAAGGAUCUCUUGAAGAAGGAACCAAAGUAUUUCGAAGAAAUUGAUGAUUUGACGAAAGAAGAUGAGGCCACUAUCCAUAAGAGAAUUAUUGAAAGAGAAAUUGAAAAAUACCAGAGGAAAUUUGUAAGAGAAAAUGACAAGAGAAAAUUUGAAAAGGAAGAGUUGUUGCCUGAAAGUCAAUUGAAGGAAUGGUUAGAGAAAGUUGAAGAAAAGAAACAAGAAUUUGAAAAGGAAUUGAAAACUGGUGAAAUCGAGCUAAAAUCAACCUGGAAUUCAGUGGAAAAGAUAAAGGCACAAGUAGAAAAGCUAGAACAGCGUAUUCAAACCAGUUCGAUCCAGUUGAAAGAUAAAGAGGAAAACUCUCAAGUUUCUCUGGGCACCUCCAAAAUUAAUUAUAUAGACCCUAGGCUUUCUGUGGUAUUUUGCAAAAAAUAUGAUGUUCCAAUCGAGAAGAUUUUCACAAAAACUUUAAGAGAAAAAUUCAAAUGGGCCAUAGAAUCAGCAGAUGAAAAUUGGAGGUUUUAA
Molecule: messenger RNA, 2310 nt
Organism: Saccharomyces mikatae IFO 1815
Lineage: Eukaryota; Fungi; Ascomycota; Saccharomycetes; Saccharomycetales; Saccharomycetaceae
Gene: TOP1
Product: DNA topoisomerase 1
Exons: 1
Coding region: 1-2310 (769 amino acids)
Biological process (GO): DNA topological change; chromosome segregation; DNA replication
Cellular component (GO): chromosome; nucleolus
Molecular function (GO): DNA binding; DNA topoisomerase type I (single strand cut, ATP-independent) activity
Source: RefSeq, a predicted model, not a curated record